Molecule: messenger RNA, 1049 nt
Organism: Gossypium raimondii (Peruvian cotton)
Lineage: Eukaryota; Viridiplantae; Streptophyta; Magnoliopsida; Malvales; Malvaceae
Product: protein TIC 20-IV, chloroplastic
Exons: 3
Coding region: 125-982 (285 amino acids)
Source: RefSeq, a predicted model, not a curated record
GGCAUCAACGACAGGGCCCUGAAACUUGGGCAACUACAAGGCCCUAACUAUAAAUAUCAUAAGUUCCUUACGUGCAAAGUAACAUUCCCUUUUUCUCUUUGCAUUAAGUCGCUCUACAUAAAAAAUGGCUCCUCCAACAACUACUGUCACUGCCCCAAGCUACCCCAAACUCGCCACUGUCGCCGUUCUUCGGUCUAAAGUUUUUAUUUUAAACCGACACAACCCGAGAUAUAAGUCCUCGGUUGUUACAUUAAGCUCAAGUUUGCAGGCCAAUCCUAUGUUGUCAAGCAACAGUGGUUCACAGGGUUUCUUGUCUUCUACGGGCGCACGGUGUAAGGCACUUUCGGCCUUAUCAUCACCAUUUUUAGGCGAAGAUGACGAUGACUUGUGGCGUACAACGAAUGUUUUACCUCUACGGUCGAGAUCUCUCUCUUUACCAAGAGCAUAUAAGGAUGACGUAUUCAAAUUUCGCUACCCUGUAAUAACCGAGAAGCCUGAAUGGUGGUUGAGGACUUUAGCCUGUGUUCCAUAUCUAUUAGCUUUGCAGAUUUCCGAUGCCGGAUAUUUUCUUCAUCCCUUCCUAGAACAUUGCGAAAUGUUCGAAAACUUGAUUUAUUUCGUCCCGGGAGCCAUAAAGAGAUUACCUCCAUGGUUCUCAAUGAUAUAUUGCUACUUUGGAUAUAUUGGAAUUGUGAAGAACAAAGAUUGGUCUCAUUACAUUAGGUUCCAUCUCAUGAUGGGCAUGUUACUGGAAACCGCUUUGCAGUUAAUAUGGUAUACGAGCAACUUUCUCCCGCUCAUACACUAUAAUGGCUGUUUCGGGAUGCACUAUUGGGCCGGCAUCGGAUUCGGCUAUAUCCUCGUGUUGUUUGAAUGUGUUAGGUGUGCUCUUGGUGGCAGGUAUGCCCACAUCCCUUUUAUUAGUGAUGCUGCAUAUAUACAUACUGUGUUCAAUGUAGGAGGUUUUCAGAGACCAUUCUAGGGGCUCUUUAAUGGGUUUGGUUUUCAAAGGACAAAAGCAAUUGCUUAAGGUUUAUUUGAGGAGUUGU